CUAAGAGUACAAUGGAUAAGUUAAUUACACAUUCUAUUUUGUAUACCAAGAACAAGGAUGAUAAAUAGUUAUCUUGAUGAUGAUUAGUUAUACAAAUUUAAAUGGUAAAGCGAGUUCAAAUUCAAAGGUUCGGAAGUUUUUACAUAAGUGUUUUGCUUGUAUGUGUAUUCGUUAUCAAGAAUGUUUUGCGCGUUGCAGUGGAAUGAUAAAUUUCUUGUAUAAGUGUUUUAUUGAAAUAAAGGUUCGAAUUUUGUUCAUGAUUCUUUAAAAACAACGUAAUUUGUAUUUUACUGCAUUAUAUAUAUUUUAUUAUACAACAAUCAAUUGGGAAAGUAAUUGGAAUACAAUUAAAUUAAAAGUUAAUUGGAACGGAAGGGAAAUGUUCUGUCAUGGUGAAGAGCGAGUUCCACUUAUAUCACGAGUGAAGAAACAAUGGAUUCCGACACGAGUUCUGAUUUGCAUAAUGAUGUUCACGGCCUGUUGGACCAAUUACAUGUGCCGUCUGCAAAUGCCGAUCCUCGCCGUACCAAUGAUCAAAGCUCUACCGGGUAAUGUAACCGAGGGUGUCUGCAGAGCCGAGCAUUCUCGAGUUCGCCGCGCGAUAUUUUGGUUGGAUCCGGGCGCCUAUCUGGAAGACUACAUCCUAUCAGAGAGGAUAGAAGCUACACAAAAUGCAGUGGAUCCAAUGGCACACAAUAUUCGUGUACGCAGGAAUAAUGACGAACGAAAGGUUCGCCCAAUAGACAGUCCCAUAGAACUAUUCAGUGGCCUACCUUUCGACUGGAAGCCUGAGAUUCGCGGUCAACUGAUUGCUGCAUACAGUUACGGAAAUGUUCCUGGUAACUUCAUCGGUGGCUUGAUGGCUGUCAAAUGGGGUGCUAAGCAGUCCAUCUUGUGGACAUCUAUAGUAGCCGCUAUAGUGUCGCUGAUCAGCCCGAUUCUUGCGCAGUUUCACUGGGGAGUUCUUCUUUUCUCAAGAAUAAUCAUCGGUGUUACUGGUGGAGUAACUUUUCCAGCCUGUCAUAGUUUGGUUGCACAAUGGGCACCACCGAACGAGAAGGCCCGUUUCGUUUGGUCUUUACUCGGCGGUACGUUCGGUACCAUCUUAACGUAUCCUAUGAUAGCUGGUAUUGCAGAAAAUAUACACUGGGAGAACGGAUGGUACAUUCCAUCGCUACUAAUGAUGAUUUGGAUAUUCUUCUGGGCUGUAAUUACAUACGAUACUCCUACAGAGCAUCCUGGUAUCUCAGAUGAAGAAAAGGAAUACAUUCAAAGUUCGCAAGCAGGCACAGUGAGGAAAGAAAAACCUUCACUGAAGGAAACUCCAGUCAAGGAAAUAUUUACCUCGAUACCUUUCCUCAGUUUAGUCUGCUGCCACUUCGGGAAUUUGUUUCUUUUAUUCUUCUACCAGAAUGCCAUGAUGCUUUAUCUAACGAAAGCUCUAGGAUUCGAAUUGACGAAAGGAGGUAUGGCUGCUAGUCUGCCUUGGGCUUGCAGGAUGUUGUUCGGAUUUUUCUUUAGCUGGGCCGGUGAUACGCUCAAGCGGAAGGAAAUAGUUUCUGUUACCAUAAUACGUAAAGGCGCCACGUUCUUCUCUCAUUUUUUGCCAGGCAUCUUCCUUAUUCUAGUCGGCUACGUUGGAUGUGACUUAGUUCUCGCGAACGUUUUUCUCGUGCUGGCAUUAGGUUUCAAUGGAGCAGCGAGUAUCUCUAAUUUGUCCAACAAUCAAGAUCUAUCACCGAAUUUCGCCGGCUUUAUAUACGGUAUCAUGAACACGGUUGGUUGCGCUUCUGGCAUGAUUAUUUCUCCUAUGGUAGAGGAAAUAGCUGGAAAAUACGGAAAUCCUAUUGACAGAUGGCAAACGUUAUUCUGGAUUGGUUCGGGCGUGUGCAUAAUUUGUAUGAUUAUCUUUCUGUUGGGAGGAAGUGGAAAUAUCCAAAGCUGGAAUGAAAUUCGAACCCAACCGGAUGCGGAGCGCGGCAGAAACUAAUUAAAUUCUGACUUUUACAUUUUUAUUAAUAUUGAAUGUCUUAAUGUGAACGCGAAUGUGAUCAAAAACAAGUAUUAAGAUGUAUUUUCAAUUUCACAUCUAUAAAAACUAGAAUUACAUUUUACAAUAUUUAUGAAACGUUUAACAACUAGAGCAAAUUAUCGUGGACCGAAGAAUAUUGUAAAUAUUUUAUAAAUUGGUCAACUGAACUGACGAAUUUUAUAUACCAAGUGAAACUUAAUUUUUUAUAUGAUAUAAGAAUUGUUAUUAAAUGUUUCGUCAUUAAAUAAAUUUAUACGAUA
Messenger RNA from Bombus pascuorum, 2292 nucleotides. RefSeq names its product sialin-like. Gene Ontology annotation, biological process: monoatomic anion transport; transmembrane transport. The coding region runs from base 380 to 1990 and encodes 536 amino acids. NCBI's taxonomy places the organism in Eukaryota, Metazoa, Arthropoda, Insecta, Hymenoptera, Apidae. Gene Ontology annotation, cellular component: plasma membrane. Gene Ontology annotation, molecular function: transmembrane transporter activity. The record is from RefSeq and is a predicted model, not a curated record. The transcript has 5 exons.